AGGUGAUAUAGAAAACAGUGGGCUCUCUUUUUCUAUCCAUUUGCGCCAAAGCACAGAAAGAAAUGGACGCUUCUUCUUCUUCUUCUUCUUCUUCUUCAAAGCAGCAGCAGCAGAAAUCCAUGGCCAACGGGUUCGGUUACAACAGUCUACUCCUACUCUCUUCCCCAUUUAUUCACACCCCAUUCCUUCCCCAAUUCUUCACGCAGUCCUCUCACUCUAAACCCAACCUCCAAUUCAAUGUAAACAUUGUUCGUCAUCUCCAUAGCUCUAUCGUAUCCACUGCUGAGAAUUGCCUCACAUUCUUAGACACAUUCGCUUCCCCAAACCCACUUCUCGACAAAAUCUUCCUUUUUUUCUCCUCCCAUUUCCACAAUUUCUCCCAGAUUCGUCGCAGAAACUACAGAAAUUUGAAUUCCAUGGCCAAUCACAAUUUUGCUGCCAUUAUACCAGGCGAUUCUGUGGCUGGGAUUGUGGUGACUAAUGGCAUUCUGAAUUUCUUGAAUAUUUACAAUACACUAUUGGUUGUCAGGCUUGUUUUAACCUGGUUCCCUAACUCUCCUCCAGCCAUUGUUAGCCCACUCAGGUAAAAGAUUAUGUAAUUGGCCGAGUCAAAUGGAAGGGAAGGUGAUGUCAAUGGAAGCUAAAGGAAAGGUGAUAUCAAUCGAACCAAAACAAAAGGUGAUAUCAAUGGAAUCGGGACAAAAGGUGAUAUCAGUGGAAGCUUAACAAAAGGUUAUAUAAGUGGAACGGGAACAAAAGGUGAUUUCCAGUUCUAAUUGUUCACUGGUAGAGACUGGUUUGGUUUAAGCCUUCUAUCCUUGCCAUUACUUCAUUCUAUGGUAGAGAUUGGUUUGUUAUUACAUGGUCCCAGGACAAUUGGUCUUGGACCAAUCAUACCAUUGUGUGUGCAAGUUAUUCAAGUGUCGAAUGGUGAUGACACAAAAAUUUCAUAAGACAAACAACCAUUUUGAAUCAAAUUAUAUUAUGCUAGUAGUAGCAGCAUCUUCUUUGAGAAUUAAGGGAGAAGAAGGUUGUAUCAGCCUUGUGAAAGCCCAUCUCUCACACAUACACAUGUAUAUAUCAGAUACAUUUUAAUUAAAGGUCGACAAUCAAUUUAUCUUCA
Cornus florida is the source of this 1123-nucleotide messenger RNA. RefSeq names its product ylmG homolog protein 2, chloroplastic-like. The record is from RefSeq and is a predicted model, not a curated record. The coding region runs from base 63 to 587 and encodes 174 amino acids. The transcript is spliced from 3 exons. Gene Ontology annotation, biological process: chloroplast fission. Lineage: Eukaryota; Viridiplantae; Streptophyta; Magnoliopsida; Cornales; Cornaceae. Gene Ontology annotation, cellular component: membrane.